Messenger RNA from Marchantia polymorpha subsp. ruderalis, 2348 nucleotides. The record is from the annotation of a GenBank genome assembly. Lineage: Eukaryota; Viridiplantae; Streptophyta; Marchantiopsida; Marchantiales; Marchantiaceae.
GGUCUUUAGGCUUCCUGAAGGGGAAACUACCGAGACCAGGAAUGUAGCCGGGACUAAAAUGGAAGGAAGCCGGCGAGCGAAAACGGAGAGUUUGUCGUAGCGGAGGAAAUAACGCGAACUCGGACAUUUUUCGGUGUCGUCGUUUGAGGGCCACUCUGGAGCACCAUCAACUGUGCAGACAGCCUCGGCGAGCCAAUUUUCAAGCCGGAGUUCAAAUUGAACGCAAUUGAGGUUGGGAGUGGUGUGUGGGGCGCGAGGAGGAGCCCAAGAAGGAGAGAGGAAGUGGUGUCGGCGAGAGGCCAGGCCAGGCCCAUCGAUGGACAACGGUGGGGGUGAUCAUCAAGCAGGUGUUUCUUCAGGGGAAAGUGGUUCCGAUACGGGAUGGUAUAUUUUGGAUGAAACGCAAAAUUAUCAGGGCCCUUAUUCGUCUGGCCAAGUUCAAGAGCAUUACAAUUCAGGUUAUUUGACACUGGAAACUCUUAUUUGGAAAGAGGGAAGAGGUGAUUGGAUUCCACUUUCUUCAAUUCCUGAGCUCUGUUCAUCGACUGCACAAGUUGCUGAGGUUUCUGAACCUAGAUAUAGUGGGGCUAGAACUGGAAGUCAAAUUACUUCAGCUCCUCGAAUUAUAUCAGUAGAAGCAGCUCCAGUGAAAGCUUCUGGAGAUGAGGAUGAUGAUUAUAAGAGAUGGCAGGAAGAAAUCAGGAAAGCAGAAGAGGAAGCAGAAGCACUAAAGUCAGGGAAAGGGAAGAAAGCAGAAGAAGACAGGACUGUUCAUGGCAAGAAAGUAGAUGUUGUUGCCGACGAGGAAAGGCCUCAGACACCACCGGAGGGUGAAGAAGAAUUCACGGAUGAUGAUGGCACAGUGUAUAAUUGGGACAAGAAGCUGAGGGCAUGGGUUCCUCAAGGCCAAGCCUUAACUGGAGGGCUGGCUUAUGGAGCCGAUGAGAUGACUUUUGUUCAAGAGGAUGAAGUUAUACCCUCCUUGCAAGCAGCAAUAGCUGCCCACAAAGAAGAAGAAGAGAUAACUGCGCCUGAGUCUGAGAUUGAAGACCCGAAGACUGGGAAGAAACGCAGUAAAGAAGAGGUGGAAGCAGCGGGUGGCAAGAAGGAGGCACAAAAGGAACCCGAGGCUUGGUUUGAACUCAAAGUCAACACCCAUAUUUAUGUGACAGGGUUACCUGAAGAUGCCACUAUGGAGGAAGUCGUGAAGGUUUUCUCGAAGUGUGGAGUUAUUAAGGAGGAUCCUGACACCAGAAAACCUCGAGUCAAGCUAUACGUUGAUAAGACAACAGGCUUGCAAAAAGGAGACGGUCUUAUAACGUUUUUGAAGGAACCAUCUGUGGACCUCGCAAUCAAGAUUUUGGAUGGUACGCCCUUAAGACCUAGUGGAGCCACCAAUAUGACAGUUACUGUCGCCAAGUUCGAACAGAAAGGUGAAGUGUUCAUGAAGAAGCAACAAAAUAAGAAGAAGAAACAAAAGCUUCAGCGCCUUGAGCAGAGAGCUCUUGGAUGGGGUGGGUUCGAUGACGUUAAGAAGACGGAGGCAAUUUCAGUAAUUUUCAAGCAUAUGUUUACGCGGGAGGAGCUUCUGUCUGAUCCAAGUGUAUUACCAGAACUUGAGUCCGAUGUAGCAGAGGAAUGUACCAAAAUUGGUCCGAUAGAGAGACUGAGGGUUUACGAAAAUCAUCCCGAAGGUGUGGUAAUGGUGAAAUUUAAGGAUAGAGCUCACGGUUUGAAAUGUAUUCAGGUUAUGAAUGGAAGAUGGUUUGGUGGAAGGCAACUGGCUGCUUUUGAGGAUAAUGGACUUGUAAACUACGCUGCAGUGAGAGAUGCAGCAGAAGAUGAGGCUCGAUUAGAGCAAUUUGGAGCUGAGCUAGAAGCCCCAUGAGCGGGAGAGAGUCCCAUUAUAGCAGUUUUGAGUAUUAGCUAUGGACCGCUCCACGUAGAGUAGAGAGGUCUUUCGCACAAUGAACGGAUCGUCUUUGACCCCAGGGUCUCAUUCACCUGUUUCUGUGCUCGGCAGUUUAGGUUCUCAUGUGGGCUUCAGGUUGGGUUUAGUUAGGUUCUCUGUGCUCUUCAUGAGGACUUGUGCAGCUAGCUGACGUAGCUAGCUAAAGUGCUUAUUUGGUCUAACUCGAAUUGGGUUGGCUGCAUAUACAGACUGAUGGAAUACCGCGGAACCAUUCCGGAACAACAGCAUUGCUAGAAGAUUAAGAGUCGUAGAAGUAUUCAAAGGCUUUAAUCUCCUUGUAAUUGUUAGUGGUCAUUAUUGAACUGUCGUUUUUGACAGCUGUUCAUCCUUGUAUUUUAAUGAGAACUUUUAGAAGUAGUUUCGGAAGUUACUUACC